GGUCUGGUCAGCAUGUAAGCAUUAACGUUGAGUUUCACCAAAGAUGAUCUAGCCUUUUCUCUUCCACUCCCAUGACGACAGUCAGUGACUGGUAAGGAAAUAGUGGAUGGACUGUUGUUGAUUUAUUUACACUUAUGUAAACUCUAGUAUCAGAAUCCCAGAUCGGUAACAUUGUGGGAGGCAACCCGUAUAUCUAGACUAGAGAGACGAAUGUGAACCCAUCGUCGGCGGGUUCUUGAGGAACGCAAAUUACAUAUAACACUGGCUAAUACAGUACCAGUUUCUCCGAUGUAAAAUAAGAGGAGCCGUUGUCAAUCCAAAGGUUGUUCGUGCGCCCAUUUGCUCUUCAAGUUAGUUCUCUAUAACGGUAGGAGAAUGAAGCGUAUAAAUGCCAGAGGGAUAGAGGAGACCUAUUUUUGGGGAACACAAAAGACUCUAAACACACUGAGAGACAUGGAAGGCCUCUCUUGUUACAAGAAUGUUCAGAAAGACAUCCCACAGCUCACUGAUAUUGAGUUUCACAUAUCCAGUGUGACCCAUGUCACCACAAAGUCUGGUCUUGAUGGAAUCUUGGAUUCAGGUGGAUUUAAGGGUGGGGAGAAGAGUCUCCUGUGGUGGGGUCUAGCGAUAGACCAUGAUGAUAUCAGAGCAGCAGAAGACCGUUACCUGGAGAAGAUCUUCCCAGACAGAACACCUGAACAAAGACAGAUGCAGCAACCCAUCCUCAGCAAGUUCACCACCUCACCUGCCUUCAGGAAGGCAUCACGUUAUGGGAACUUCAGGUUCACUUUCAGUCUGUCUGAUCUCCUGAUGAUGUACAGUCAGCAGAUCUGUGGUGGAGAUGAGCCUGUCCUGAGAGUGUAUGGAACUACUGUCUACAAACAAGAGAUUAUGUACACAAUGCUUGUUCACAGUCCAGGUGUACAGGAAUUGGAGAAGUACCCAGCUCUUAAUAAUGGUGGAGAAGAUGUUUUUAUAUACCAAGAAGGGUCCAUGGUCUGGCAUGCACAAGCAGUGUCUGAAACCCAUGAGUUUCAGCCGGUAAUUCAUAGGCCACAGGUGGUUGAAGUGGAACCUUUUGAUUGUUUGUAUGAAUAUGACAAGUGGUAUGUUUGGGACCAUGUGACCCUGGCAUUCCACCUGCCAGAAGGUCAGACCCUACAAGUUGAUAGAGAAGAACUGAUCGAAAACCUCACUGCUUGUGAGGCUGUUGAUCCAUUUCUUGGGGUAAGGUGUGUCUCCAACAGCUACAACUGUGCAUGUAAUUGUUGUCGUCUAAACCGCUCUGAAGCUGAAUACAUUGUGAAGCAGAAAAGAAGAGACAAGCAAUCAGACAGCACCAACAGUACCUCGUAGCUUUUGGAAGCUACAGGAAAUAUUUAUGCAUAUUUAUAACUCAAUUAUGAACCCAGAAUAACCAAACCAACUAUAACACAUUCUUGUGUGGUUUCCUUUCUCAUUUCAUGACAGAGAGCUGAAUUCAUUCAGAACAUCAUCAUAUGAUAAGGAUUAAAUCAUGUCACGUGAGGUGUUUAUAAUUGAUGCUAUUAAGUAUGUAUUACCACUAGACUGUUUUUUCAUAUUUGAUGUAGUUAUAUAUGAGGUUAGAACCCAUUUAAUAUAUUAUAUUUUUCAAUUAAAUUAAAAUAUUUAUGCCUAUAUGUCAAAGUAAACAAUGACUGUCAAUUGGGUGGAGCUCUUUUUCCCCACUCUCAUUAUUUAUACCCCACAUAAAUGUUUAUUGGUUAACACAUACAGUAUUUUGUAUUCUUGCUUUUACUAAGAUAGGUUACAUUUGAUAAGGAGUCAUUGAAAUCGGCUAGAAGAGUGCCCCUCUGUUAUUGAUCCAUUACCAGGGAGCAUCUUAUUACAUUCACAUUAUCUGGUUUCACUGAACUUCUUGUGCAGGUCCAUCUUUCCACCUUAAUAAAAACAUAAAUGUAACACCUUA
Messenger RNA from Oncorhynchus mykiss (rainbow trout), 1951 nucleotides. RefSeq lists its product as uncharacterized. NCBI's taxonomy places the organism in Eukaryota, Metazoa, Chordata, Actinopteri, Salmoniformes, Salmonidae. The record is from RefSeq and is a predicted model, not a curated record.